This is a messenger RNA of Hyalella azteca, 1062 nucleotides long. RefSeq lists its product as uncharacterized. The transcript is spliced from 4 exons. The record is from RefSeq and is a predicted model, not a curated record. NCBI's taxonomy places the organism in Eukaryota, Metazoa, Arthropoda, Malacostraca, Amphipoda, Hyalellidae. Bases 147 to 629 code for a protein of 160 amino acids.
GCUGACUCGGCUGGUAGGAAAAAGCUCUCGUGCAACACAGCUUGAUUCGACUGCAUGCCGUGUCGAUUUCUCAUUGCAUUUCGUGAAGACAGAUCUCCAUUAUUUAUUCAGUGUUCAUCUUGCCUUGCUCAUUAAGAAGAGUCGCGAUGAUGAGUAAAGUCUUGCAACUAAGUUUAGCAGCGUUAUUAGAGGCGCUUGCGGAAAUCAAGGAUUCUUCAUGCCGCUCAGUGCGGCAGCUCAUUCCUAUGCUAAUGAGACUUUUAGGCAUACACCAUAGUAAAUUUAAGGCGGUGAAAUAUAUUGUAGAAAAGAAUAAAAAUAAUUCGGAUGCACUGAGAAGAGAAUUGCGUCGGAUUGUCCUUCGGGCCCCGCAGCCGGACAUGCCAUCCCCCACGGCCUAUUGCACAAGUUCUGCUGACGAACCUGUGGAGGAGAACUGUCGCACUCACAAGGAUAACCACGCAACAUCGCUGUACCACGGUCAACUAACAGCACGAAGGGAUGAUCCUCCCAGGAAAGCCCGCAUUCUACCAGGGUCCGGUCCUCUCGUGGAGUGCCAGCGCCGUAAGAAGCAAGUACAGUCUGUACAGAAAAAUGUUGAAGGGCAAAACGAAGUGAGUCUCAUCUAAGACUAAUAUUACUGUCACUUGUACAUAUCAUUAAUGGGCUUAGUAUAAUUUUAAUUAGUGCUGAAGUUCUACGGCACUCAAACGCAUAUUAUAAGUUAAGCAACCACAAUCUUUCUUCCCAUAUACUCGUAUAUUGAUUGAUCUAUGGGAGCAAUCAUAAAUUAAGCACGGCCAAAGGCUAGUAGACUUUAUGGUAUAACUUAACUAGUUAUCGAUAUCAUGAGUGUUACUCUGAAAUUAAGUUAUUAUUCUUGAUUGUAUUCAUUUCAUGCAUAUUUAAUUACAUGAAAAAAGACACCUAUGCAAAAGUAAUCGCCAUUCUAUGUUUAGUGUUGAAAAAAUGGUGCACGUUGGACUUUCACUUAUUGAGUACCUACUACUUAGUUUUUCGUAUGAUUUCUAACAUAAUUUACUCGAUGUACAUAAAGUUGUA